AUGACUGAGAAAACUAAGGGAAGAUCGUUAUCACCUGGCUCUAUAGAGUCACCAGCGAAAAUGCGGAAAUCGUCUAGAGGACAGUCACCUCAGGUUGACAGUCAUGGUUUUAGGCGAAGCCAGGUGUCCGUUGACGCUGAAAAAAUGUCGGCAUAUGAAAGAAUGGGUGGAGAUGGUAACCGAUUGAACAUGGACGGAUUCCCCAAGAAUAAAACCAUAAAACAGGAGGACGAUGAUACUGACUACAUUAUUGAUGGAAGUCUAAGAAGGGUAGAACCUUAUUACUUCACUUAUAUGACUCAUUGCAAAGAGAGGUGGAGAAAUAAGAACAUUUUAGAUGUGUUCAGUUCUGAGUUUCGACUUUUCUCCAGAUCUUACUAUGAAGAUACUAUCAAGGAUGGCCGUGUCUCCAUUAACAAUGAAGUGGCCAACAUAGAUAGUAUUAUUAGAAACGGCGACUUGAUCACCCACCGUAUGCAUCGACAUGAACCUGCGGUAACUUCUGAUCCGAUAAAAAUUGUCCACGAGGAUGUGGACUACGUUGUUAUCGACAAACCCUCGGGAAUUCCCGUUCAUCCAACAGGUAGAUACAGACAUAACUGUGUGACGUUUGUUUUAGAGAAAGAAAUGGGCAUUAGAGCACAUCCUUGUAACCGCUUGGACAGAUUGACCAGUGGCCUUAUGCUUUUAGGUAAGAACGGUAAGGCGGCAGAUAAGAUUUCACAGAAGUUGAAGCAGAGACAGGUUACUAAACAGUAUGUGGCAAAAGUUGUAGGUGAGUUUCCAUCUGAUAAUAAAGGUAUUGUAGUUGAUGAGCCUAUUCUGACAGCUGAUCCACGACUAGCAUUCAAUAUAAUAGAUAAAGAGAAGGGUAAAGCUGCCAAGACUUUCUUCAAACGACUUUCAUUCAACGGAAAGACGAGUCUUGUGCUAUGCAAGCCACUUACAGGAAGAACCCAUCAAAUAAGGGUUCAUCUCCAAUAUCUGGGAUAUCCUAUAGUGAACGAUCCUAUCUAUUCGAGUCCGAGAAUUUGGGGGGACAACUUAGGUAGGGGAGGAGACUUUAAUUUGAAAGAGGUUCGAUCCAAGCUUGCUCAAGUUGGAAAGACAAUGGCUUCAUCCAGCUGGCUGUAUCCAGCAUCAGAUGGAGAAGUUUUGAGUGAAAAGAAAUGUGAGAUUUGUCACGGUGAACUUUAUACAGAUCCCGGUCCAAAUGAUUUAGACUUGUAUCUCCAUGCAUUCAAGUACUGCUCAAAGACUGGUGGUUAUCAGGUCGAGGAGAAAUUCAGAGUCAAAAAUCUUAGUUCUGAAGUAUCUCGGGAAUCUACGGUCUCUACGGGAUCUCCAGAAUCAACGGUCUCCACGGGAUCUACAGGAUCCAUAGGAUCCAUCGGUUUUACAGAACCUUGGAGCUAUCAAACAGAGCUUCCCGACUGGGCCUUAGAAGAACCACGUAAAUACAUGGCUUUGGCUUUGGAUGAGGCAAAGAAGUGUGAACCUACGACGACAGCAUUUUGCGUGGGUGCCGUUCUAGUUAACGGAGGUGAAGUUCUCUCCACUGGAUACUCAAGAGAACUUGAAGGAAAUACGCACGCAGAACAGAAUGCAUUAGACAAGUAUUUCCUCAAGACGGGUAAGCGAGACGUUCCACCGGGUACAGAACUAUAUACUACGAUGGAACCUUGCAGUAAGAGAUUAAGCGGAAAUUUGCCAUGCUUGAACCGGAUCUUAGAGUUGAAGGAUCAUAUUACUACAUGUUACGUUGGAGUUAUGGAGCCAUCAACGUUUGUUAUUAAGAAUGUGUCAUAUGAGGAUCUUACAAAAAACGGUAUUAGUUAUAUAAAGGUGAGUGGAUUCGAGGAAGAGGCACUGAAGGUGGCCAAGAGGGGUCAUUUAGAGUGA
Messenger RNA from Brettanomyces nanus, 1902 nucleotides. RefSeq lists its product as uncharacterized. Gene Ontology annotation, biological process: pseudouridine synthesis. The coding region runs from base 1 to 1902 and encodes 633 amino acids. The record is from RefSeq and is a predicted model, not a curated record. Gene Ontology annotation, molecular function: RNA binding; pseudouridine synthase activity. Lineage: Eukaryota; Fungi; Ascomycota; Pichiomycetes; Pichiales; Pichiaceae. The transcript has a single exon.